AUGCGCAAGCACACGUUUCUUGGCGUCCUGAUAAUGUUCGCUUCGCAGAACGCGAAUUCAAAACUUUCUUAUUUCUCCAAUUUUUUUUUUUUUUUCUGCCUGUUCAUUUUCACUAAUUAUUCUCUCCUUCUUUUAUGCCUCUUUCUUCUUCCUCUGUUUUUCAACCUUUUCUUUUCUCUUUCUUUAUCUUUCACUACUUUUCUUUUCUCCAUUUCUUCCCGCUAUCUCCCCCCCUCCUUCAGUGUGUGUCUUAUUUUUCUCUGUCUUCAUCUCUCUCUUUCUACUUUCUAUUUGAAUUUCUAUAGGCUCUCCUUUUUUUCCCCCCUUCUGGACCUCUCUCACCUUUAUUGCCUUCCACAAAGGCCGCUUCUUGGACUUGACUUUUUUCUCUCUAAUCGACAUACAUUAUCUAUCUAUCUAUCUAUCUAUCUAUCUAUUUUUUCUUUCUUUCUUUCUUAA
Messenger RNA from Acanthosepion pharaonis, 459 nucleotides. The record is from the annotation of a GenBank genome assembly. NCBI's taxonomy places the organism in Eukaryota, Metazoa, Mollusca, Cephalopoda, Sepiida, Sepiidae.